This is a messenger RNA of Austrofundulus limnaeus, 5623 nucleotides long. RefSeq names its product histone deacetylase 4. The coding region runs from base 313 to 3597 and encodes 1094 amino acids. The record is from RefSeq and is a predicted model, not a curated record. Gene Ontology annotation, molecular function: histone deacetylase activity. Gene Ontology annotation, biological process: negative regulation of transcription by RNA polymerase II. NCBI's taxonomy places the organism in Eukaryota, Metazoa, Chordata, Actinopteri, Cyprinodontiformes, Rivulidae. The transcript is spliced from 27 exons.
AUCAUCCAGAGCCCUCCCCUCUGUAAUCCAGGAGGCUGUCUGUCUCUCUCCUUCACGUGACGAGUGAGUCCAGCAUGGCGGAGCUGUCGGCUCGGUGAAUCUCUGCGGUACCGAACGGGUCGUGGACAGCCGGACCGUGGAUGCUGGAGGAGAAGAGGAGGAGGAGGGGGGGAGAAACACGCAGCUCUCUCUCAGAUUCUGUAGAGGGAGCCCUGAACUCCUCAGAGGUCUCCCCCUGGCCUGUUUGGAGCAUCAUGGUCACCACAUUCAUCAAAGAGGUGCACUGCCAAGGCCGCGGCAGCUACUAAAACUAUGAACUCUCACAGACAGCAAGUGGACGUGAGCACAGCAGCGCUUCCCUCGCAGGUUCCCCCUGCCACCACAGCCAUCCUUCCCAUGGACCUGCGUGUAGUGGACCACCCUCACCCCCACCAUCACCAGCAGCCCCCGUUUGGCCUGGCCUCCCAUCCCAACCCGACGCCGGCUCCCCCCGCGGCUUGCCCCGCCUCGUCCGAGCCGGGCAGCGGGCCGGUCAUCGGCCACCAGGAGCAGCAUCUGCAGCACGAGCUGGUGGCUCUCAAACACAAGCAGCAGCUCCAGAGGCAGCUGCUGAUUGCAGAGUUUCAAAGGCAGCACGAGCAGCUGUCGAGACAACAUGAAGCACAAAUGCAGGAACAUAUUAAGCACCAACAGGACUUGUUGGCUCUUAAACAUCAACAAGAGCUGUUGGAGCAUCACAGGAAGAUGGAGCAGCAGCGUCACGAGCAGCAGCUAGAGAAGCAGCAGCGGGAGCAGAAACUGCUGCAGCUGAAAAACAAGGAGCGGGGACAGGAGAGUGCAGUAGCCAGUACAGAGGUAAAGAUGCGGCUGCAGGAAUUUGUCCUGAAUAAGAAGAAAGCCCUGGCUCAGCGAAACCUAAACCACUGUCUCCCCAGUGAUCCACGCUACUGGUAUGGAAAAACCCAACAUAGCUCAUUGGAUCAGAGCUCCCCUCCACAAACAGCACUGUCAGCGUACAACCACCCAAUGCUGGGCACAUACGACUCAAAAGACGACUUUCCACUACGAAAAACAGCGUCUGAACCCAACCUGAAGCUUCGUUCUCGGUUAAAGCAGAAGGUGACGGAGCGUCGAAGCAGCCCACUGCUCCGCAGGAAGGAUGGACCCUUCCCCACUGCCAAGAAGCGAUCACUAGAUGUGGCUGAUUCUGCAUGCAACAGUGCACCAGGCUCAGGUCCCAGUUCACCCAACAACAGCUCCAGUAACAUCCCCAGUGAGAACGGGGUCCCGAUCUCCAGCAGCCCAGGAGAGGUCUCCUUGCUUCAGAGAUUGGCAUCAAGGGAUGGUUCAGUUAGCCACCUUUCUCUUUACACCUCACCCUCUCUGCCCAACAUCACCUUAGGACUACCAGCMGCCGGUGCUAGUCCUGUGGUAUCGGGACACCAAGAUGGCGAGAGUCAUCUGGCACUGCCUGCGCUACAGCAGGGCAUUCCACUGACCCGUGCUUUUCUUCCCACUGCCCACCUGCCUUCCUACUUGGCCCCUUCAGCUCUGGACAGGGAGGGGCCUGGAGGGGGCACAGCUGGUCACAACCCCCUCCUUCAGCACAUGGUACUACUGGAGCAGAGCCACAGUCCAAUGGUGGGCCUGGGUGGGUUACCUCUACCAUCACCCACCGUCUCCAAGCUCGUGCGGGGCCACCGUCCCCUGGGAAGGACCCAGUCGGCCCCCCUGCCCCAGCAGCCGUGCGGACAGGCCCAGGCCCUGCAGCAGCUGGUGGUUCAGCAGCAGCACCAGCAGUUCCUGGAGAAGCACAAACAACUGUUCCAGCAGCAGCAGCAGCAGCAGCACAUCAUCAGCAAGAUCAUGUCCAAGCCCGGCGAUCAGGUAUCCCCUGCAGGUUCCAGCGCUUCAGUGUCGAGUCGACAACAUCAGAGUCACCCAGAGGAGACCGAAGAGGAGCUCAGGGAGCACCAAGGACUCUCCUCAUCCUCAUCGUCGUCUUCUUCUUCGUCAAUGCCUGAGACGGGGUUAAUACGGGGACUGGUCAUCAAGCAGGAACCCCCUGACCACCAGGAGCAAGAAGAAAGGGACCAGAGGGAAAGACAGUCAGAGCAAGACUUCCUGUUUAAACAGCAGGCCUUGCUCUUAGAGCAGCAGCGGAUCCACCAAYUGAGGAACUACCGAGCCUCCAUGGAAGCAGCAGGGUUACCAGUCAGUGUGGCUGUGCACCGUCCUCUGACCCGGGCUCGGUCCUCUCCGGACACCGCCUCCUUCCCCAUUAUAGUCCAGGAGCCACCAGUAAAGCACCGAUUUACUACAGGUCUGGUGUACGACGCUUUGAUGCAGAAACACCAGUGCGUCUGCGGCAACGCCACUAUUCACCCAGAACACGCCGGCCGAAUUCAGAGUAUCUGGUCCAGACUGCAGGAAACAGGUCUCAGGUCACAGUGUGAGUGUAUCCGAGGUCGGAAGGCGUCGCAGGAGGAGUUACAAACAGUCCACUCUGAGGCCCACGUCUUGUUGUAUGGAACCAACCCACUGCGACAGAAACUGGACAGUUCUGUAAAUCCCAUGUUUGUGAGGUUACCCUGCGGAGGCAUCGGGGUGGACAGCGACACCAUUUGGAACGAGAUCCAUUCGUCCACGGCUGCUCGUCUGGCCGUCGGCUCCGUGGUGGAGCUGGUUUUUAAAGUAGCAUCAGGAGAGCUGAAGAAUGGUUUUGCUGUAGUUCGACCACCCGGACACCACGCUGAGGAGGGUACACCCAUGGGCUUCUGUUAUUUUAACUCAAUCGCCAUUGCAGCCAAACUCCUGCAGCAAAGGCUUAACGUCAGCAAAAUCCUCAUAGUGGACUGGGACAUCCAUCAUGGAAAUGGCACUCAGCAGGCUUUCUACACGGACCCCAGUGUUCUCUAUCUGUCUCUGCAUCGCUAUGAUGACGGGAACUUCUUCCCAGGCAGCGGUGCACCUGAUGAGGUGGGCAGUGAUGCAGGUGAGGGCUUCAACGUGAACAUGGCUUUUACCGGAGGACUUGAACCCCCCAUGGUUGAUGCAGACUACCUUGCUGCAUUCAGAACGGUGGUCAUGCCCAUCGCCAACGAGUUUGCCCCGGACAUGGUUCUGGUGUCUUCUGGCUUCGAUGCGGUCGAUGGACACGCUCCACCCCUGGGGGGAUACAAACUGACAGGCAAAUGCUUUGGCUACCUGACCAGGCAGCUGAUGGGUCUGGCGGGCGGCCGCUUGGUGCUUGCCUUGGAGGGGGGUCACGAUCUCACAGCCAUAUGCGACGCCUCUGAAGCCUGCAUCUCAGCUCUGCUUGGCAAUGAGUUGGAUCCCAUUCCUUACGAGGUGCUUCAGCAGAGACCGAAUGCCAACGCCGUGCGCUCAAUGCAGAAAGUAAUUGACGUUCACGGUAAAUACUGGCGCUCGCUGCAGCGCUCGGCCUCUACACUCGGCUGCUCGUUGAGCGAAGCUCUACAGCGAGACACGGAGGAGGCCGAAACCGUGUCUGCCAUGGCUUCAUUGUCUGUCGCCAACAAGCACAUCGGAAAGAGGGCUGAAGAGGAACCAAUGGAAGAGGAAGCUCCGAUGUAAAACAAAACAAAAACCAGAGCUAGACUUCAACCACUCAGACCGGUGUUUAACUUGGGUCCGUAGAUUCCUCUUACGCCUCACCACCGUCGUACCGAAGAGGCGUUUUUGUCACGAGGACGACAAGAAGAGCUGACAAAAGUGGCAUUGAGAAGAAAGCUGAAGAUGAACUUUUCUCCAUCCCUCGUGCACAGGACGGUUCACGCUAACGUGUUGCACUCGCUGGCGUCGGACGUUCGGAGGUUCAGUCAGUUAUCCCGCAGCGGCUGCCUCAACUGCUUUAGAAACAAAAAGAAAAUAAAAACACAACACUAGACAUUUCAUUUUUAACUACCGGCAGUUUCAUCUUCACACUCUUAGAGCCACCGGAGCUGUUGUAGUCAAGACUCUGCACUGACUCCUGCUUUUUACAAACUGAAACAACGUUGUUGAGUUUUUCUGCGUUUUUUGCAAAAGAAAGUUACUGAUGGAAAGGUGAGCAGAUUGCCUGGAUUCUGACUGUAAAAUGAACAUUUGUGCCUUUUCUUUUUUUUAGGUUGGGUGGGUUUGUCUCAAUUGAAAGAACUUUGCCUUAAAACCAGAUAUUAAAGGGAGGCCUCUUGGACCAGACCCCUCAGGCUCUCCCCUCUCCUGGUAAAGCACUGGCUGCCUGCAUGUUUUCGGCACAUAGACUGGUGGACUUUAUUUUCCUGUUUCUCUCUCCAUCUUUGCAUUUUCUUCCUCAUGUUUUCAGCCUGGAAGGUGGUUCCCAGCCACAAGUUGGACAUGUCAUAUGCAUCAGUACAACCAAGACUUUGGCUACAACAGUAGAAUUUGUGUCACUUCUUAAAGAUUAUGGAGGACUGUAAUUAUUCUCACGUGGGCUAAUUUGUUCAACCAGCCCUCUUGUUAUCCCACCUGGGAUUUUCCAGAGGGGUGUUCUGGUGCUUCAGAGGCUCUCACAGCUGCUUUAAUAACAUCUUCAGGCUUUUAUUAAAAGCACAUCUGCUCCCCAAAUGUCAGGUGCUAAGAAGCAGGUGUGUUAUACUUCUGUCUGUUCAUUGACAGAGAAAUACAAGCAUUAAUAUAAAGUAGUAUAAACACAGCUAUUCAUCUGAAACCUUGGUUUCAAUUCUCAUUCGACAGUGAAAAGGGGGCACUAUUUUUACAUUCCCUUUCCUGUAAAAACUCUAAAUUAAAACAUAAAACUGAAUACUUAUAAAACUUUUUUUUAUAAAACAUGUUUUUCUCUGUCUGUGAUGGGGCAGCCAUAGAAUAAUUUAUUUUGAAACCUCCCAAAAUGCGCAAAGCAUGCUCAAAAAAGGGAGGUUUGAGUCAUUCUGUUUGUUGCAAUCUGCAAAAUCACCACUAGAUGUCAGUGAAACCUAUUUUUAAAAAAAGUUACAGUUUAAUUAGUUACAAGUUUUAGGUCAUCCACACUCAGCAGCAAUAUUUUUUUUAUCGUAAUCACCCUUCCAACUUGUGGUCAACCUUCUGGGAAACUACCUUUUUUUUAUUUGUUUGUUUUUAAUCGUUGAGCUGUGGUUGUUUACCGUACAAACGUCUCGGAUCUGAGGAUUCCUGCCACAUGCACCGAUGACUACUCGAGCCGAUUCUUUUCAUUUAUGGACUUGCUCCUCGCACAUCACCCUCCGUUGCGGCGUAAAGCUGCCGUGGUUCACAACAGUUGACAGUUUAGGUGGGCAUCAUUAUAAAUAUUUCUUGGUUCGGGAUUUUAAGGAGAACGUUGGGAUGCAGCUGUUUCUACUUUGUAAAAAGAUGGACAAUUGUGUAUUUACCGUCUGUUUAUAGUAGAUUUAUAUAUAAAAGAAAGGAGUAUAUUAUAUAUCUAUACAUACUGAAUACUUUGAUAUUGUUUUGAAGUUGGCAUUGAAAAACGAUACUUUGCAUCAGCUACAUGCAGUGAAGACACCUCUGCUGUCCUUCGUUACAGCUGAACAUGUUGAGCUGAAUUUCUUCUUAUUGGCUUUUCAGCAGUGAUGGUUUUCCACUUUAUUUGUCCAAUGGGUACCACAACACUGUUACAGUA